Messenger RNA from Cuscuta campestris, 2737 nucleotides. Lineage: Eukaryota; Viridiplantae; Streptophyta; Magnoliopsida; Solanales; Convolvulaceae. The record is from the annotation of a GenBank genome assembly.
CCUUGACAAAUUGCACUCUCAGAGAAUGUAUAGCGAAGUUACAGCAAUUGAAGACGGCUGAGGAACGUCAUAGGAGAAUGCUUGAAAUUCCUGAGGUGCAUGCUGAUCCAAAGAUGAACCCUAAUUAUGAAUCUGAAGAUUUUGGACCAACUAAUGACAAGAAACAAGAUGAAAAUCUGAGGCAAAGAAACAUCAGGUUUGAUAAGGUGAAUGAGAGCAAGCAAACCCAUCCUCCCAUAAAGAAAGCUAAAGCAGAAGGGGCUGUUAUUGCACUGAUGGCCCCACAUAGACCGAACGAAAAAGCAGAUACAUCAGGAGCCCAUAUUUCGGGGAAACGACUUAACCAGACGUCCACUUGUAGUUCAGUGAUUAGUGAUCAACAAGUAGAUCAGGCAGCAGUUAGAUGUGGACCUGAAACUUCAAUUCCAAGUCGUUCAAUAGCAAAUUUGACCCCUCCUCCUCUGGAUAGUGAUGGAACAGAAAAAUUGUGGCAUUACCGUGAUCCUAGUGGGACCAUACAAGGGCCAUUUUCCAUGACACAGUUGAGGAGGUGGAGCAAAACAGGGCUUUUCCCACCUGACAUGAGGGUAUGGACAAGGGAUGAGCGUAAUGAAUCAAUACUUUUACGAGAUGCAUUGCACGGGCAAUCCCAUACACCACCUCAGGUUCCGGAUAUACACGGGCAAUCCCAUGCGCCACCUCAGAUUCCGGAUAUCGGGUGGCCUGCAAGUUCGAAUGGAACUUCUGUCAAAGAAAGUAAAGAGAAAGAUAUCCAUGAUGAUAAAGUAGUCCAUUUGAAUGCCGAUUUGAGUUCUCGUCCUUCGUUGCAAUGCUUGAAUUUGCUGCACGAAGACACUUUAUCAUCUGAUAAACCUCAGGAGUAUAGCAGCAUGCAUCCUCCCCAUUCAUCAUCUAGUGAAGGACAACAGAUGGAAGUGGGUCAACAGGAACCCUGCAGUGACACCAUGUCUCAUCAUCCAACUGAUACAAUAGAACAUGAGAUGCAAUGUAACGGGCAGAGUUUUAUGGACCAACUGUUUGGUGAAAAUUGGGGAUCCUUAGAUCCCUUGCCCAUAACAGACUCAGAAGAUAUAGGCCCUUCCACCACACAUUUCGUGCAGGCUACCGCCAAGUCAGUUGACUCACCACCACCAGAGCAGGACGGCAGAGCAAAUAAUCUCUCGGAUCUUCCCAGCCCCACACCAAAAAAGAGUAAUUAUGAGAGCUGGGAAGUCCAAGCUGCAAAAGAACUACUCUCCUUGUCGUCAGACUUUCCUUUUCAUCAGCGUUCAAGUCCACCACCAAGAGCUAGCAGUGAACAUUCCCCUUCAACAAUUCCCGUUCAAGAUCAGGCGGGCCCACCCCAGAGCACUGUAUGUAGUUUAGUUCUUGACGGCUGGGAUCCUGGCCUUGUAUCUGUUCCAUCAUCACUUAAACCGCCGGAUGUGACUCAUUCAUCUCUGCCCCACCCGAACGUAAUUGAGUUCAGUACUUUGGCCGAAGAGUCGGUGUCUGAUUUGUUAGCUGAAGUUGAUGCGAUGGAAUCAUCACAAGCCCAAAGCGGAGUAGGAGGCUCUUCUCCCACUUCGGCCAUGAGGUGUAGCGUGGAACUGAUGCUGUGGAGUAAGAGUGAUGACUGCUUUAACUCCAUUGAGGAGAUGAACGCCUCUGCACCUGACCCCACCACAAAGAAUGAUGCCUACAGUAGUUCCACGGCGGAUAUACAGCUGCGGGCCGCGAAUGAAAUGGUUCCGGUGGCGGCUUUUGAUCCUCUGUCAAGGAGGAGCAAUGGGCAUUCGUCCACGAGUAGUGCUGGAGAAACAAAGUCAAUUGAUCUCUCCUUUGACUGCCGCAUGUCUUCCGGUGUAGCCUUGGGUGUGGGUCAAAGCAGAGUAUCCGAAGCUGGGGUCCCCAGCUGGGCUGCGGCUACACCAGGAGGAAACAUGAGCUAUGGGGGCGCAUCCCAGUCAGAUCCUCACCAGGGAUACACAAAUACCCAAUCGAGGCAAGCUUGGAGAAACAAUCCAAACAUGAAGCGCAGUACUUUUGAUGGGGGGAAUGUGACACCGGAUAACUACAGCCAAAGGAGGCAGUAUAGUGCAGAGAGGUUUUUUCCUCCUGGUCCAAAAGACCACUGGACAGGUCAAGGAGGGUACCCCGGUGGCGGCAGUGGUGGCAGGACUAGUAGACCCGCCACCUGGAAUAACAGACAACCGGUUCCCGGUGGUGGUGGUGGUUAUUCAAGGCCUCCUCCUCACAAAUCAAACCGGGUUUGUAAAUUUUACGAGAGCGGGCGUUGCAAAAAGGGAGCAUCAUGCGACUAUUUUCACCCAUGAAUCGGCACGGGCCCACGACCUCUACCGUGCUGCGCGGCGUUCGUUCGUUCUCCUGUUCUAUUCUUUUGGUGUGCAAAUGGGUUUGUUUAGAGGGAAGAGCAAGGCUGCUGCUCCAGAUGCACCUAAUGUUUGUACCACCACUGAUAAAUCACAUUGUUAAUUUAUUAGGUAAUCCCAAAAUGCCCUGAACUUUUCAUUUCCUCAAAAUCAUAGCUUACUAGAAACGGGCAGGCUGACGUGUCAGAGGGGCAGGAGAGAGAAUUAUUAUGAGGGUGGGUUUUGUUGUACUAAUGCUUUGUUAUGUCUGUGUAGAUAUAUGUGUUUUAGUUUGUAUGGACAAGAAGUUAAUAUGAAGACUUUGGUAAGUAUGGUUUUGUAUACCCGAGUGAACUUGAAGUCUU